GAGAGAGGGAGUAGGGUUCGAGCGCUUGGUUUUAGACGUCGGCCAAACAGUGUUCCGCCCUUCAGCUGCACCUGAGCGCGAACCAGUUUGCGCGAGGGGAUCAAAUGACGCGGGCAGCGACACCUGAGAGGAGCGGCGGUUUCGGGCAGGCGGAGUGUUGAGGCUGGAUCCACAGAGGCGGUGUUCACUACUGGGACCGCACUCAGCUUCAAUAUGCUCCGCGAACCCAACGGCAGGACCGGCGACACUGUUCCCCCUGAAUGGAAUAGCAGCUUUGGGUAUAAUAACAAUAUUAUUAUUAUUACUGGGUCAAACUGAGAGUUCCUACAGAGCACCCUUAUUAAACUACCACAGGAUCCUGUGUUCAUUCCCUAAAAUGUGUCUACGUCCUCUUGAUCACUAGAGGGCAGCAACAUUCUCCCACCCAUUAAGACCCUGAGCCUGAAACUUUUCAUUAAUGCGCAUGAUGAUUAGCAGUCCACACCCUCUCCGCAUCCGCAUCCCAGACUCCACUACAACCCACAGUCACAGCAUGCCGUGUCCAGCGCCUCCACCUGCUUCGCCCACCUCACCCACCUCCCCUCGAUCGCCCCGCCGGCCACACGCCUCACCUCGCCUACCUGUAAGGAAACUGAGCCUGAGACUGGCUCUCCCUGGCCUACUACCUGGAUACCCCUCCCGUCACCGCAGACACAGCUGGCAGCCUGGAGCAGUGCCGUAUUUUGACCCACAGUAUGAGCAGCGCAGUGUGAGUCUGGAGACUCUGGACCCGAUGGAGAUGGAGAAAGUUCGGUAUGGGGCGCUGGGAAGGCGGGACCCACGGCGGGCUCCAAUUACACACUACAAAGAGGAUUUGGAGUCCCUACUGUCACUCGCUGAGGAGGAGGUGGGGUCGGAGUCUCAGAUCUUCUCACUAUUGGAGGAGCAGUCUAUUCUGCCGCAGGGCUGCAGUGUGUCUGUGCCGUCCCUUUGUGCCAUUCCCAGCAAUCGCCAUCCAGCCCAUGCCAACCAUGGCCUGUACUCUCACGCCCAAGUUCCAACAGCACAUUCUCUUAACUCUCUACUCGGAGGAUCCACACAGAGUGUGGAUGCGGACUUGGGCGACGAGCUGUGGGGGAGUGAGGAGAGGACGGAGGGUAAAGGGGUUCACAGGGAGGAGAGUGCGGAGAAGUCAGGCAGCCUGCGCUCCCUGGUGCGCUCUCUCAGCUUCCUGGGCAAAAUGGCCGGCCGCAAGAACAAAGAGAAGGAGAGGAUGAAGGAGCGAGAGAAGGAGGCGCGGGAGAGGGAGGCGCGCUACAGUAACGGCCAUCUCUUCACCUCCCUCACUGUAUCAGCCACCACACUCUGCUCAGCCUGCAACAAGAGCAUCACCGCCAAGGAGGCCCUCAGCUGCCCCACCUGCAAUGUCACCAUCCACAACCGUUGCAGAGACGCACUGGCCAACUGUGCUAAAAUGAAACAGAAGCAGCAGAAGUUAGCGCUGGGGAGGAACAGUUCAGCUCUUCAGAACGUGGCUCUUCGCAGCAAAACUCCCAUGAUAAAGGAAAGGCCAAGCUCAGCCAUCUACCCCUCCGACAGUCUGCGUCAGUCUCUUCUGGGCUCUCGCCGGGGACGCUCCACCCUCUCCCUCAACAAGAGCGUGUCCACCAAUAACAUUGCAGGGAAUCUGAACGAUGACUCUCCACUGGGCCUCAGACGAAUUCUGUCCCAGUCUACGGACUCUCUCAACUUCAGGAACAGGGCUAUGUCAAUGGAAUCACUGAAUGAUGAUGGUGAAGUGUAUUAUGCAUCCAUGCUGGAGGAGUUGGAAAGGGACGGGCAGGAUUUUGAGGCUGAUUCAUGGAGUUUGGUGGUGGACGCUUCAUAUCUCCAGACUCACCGCAAAGACGUAAUUAAGAGACAGGAUGUCAUCUAUGAGCUGAUUCAGACUGAGCUGCACCAUGUGCGGACUCUGCGGAUCAUGGAGGGAGUGUUCCGACGUGGCAUGCUGGAGGAGGUGCUUCUGGAGCCUGGUGUGGCUCAUGCCGUUUUCCCCUGCCUGGAUCAGCUAGUGACCCUACAUAAACGUUUCCUCAACCAACUGCUGAGCAGAAGAAACCACAGCCUGGCAUCAGGCAGCACCACCAACUUUACCAUCCAACAGCUCGGAGACGUGCUGGUGGAACAGUUUUCAGGCCACAAUGCUGACGAGAUGAGAAAGUGCUAUGCCGAGUUCUGCAGCCGUCACCUGAAGGCUGUGAAGCUCUACAAGGAACUGCUGGCCCGGGACAAGAGAUUCCAGCACUUUAUCCGGAGAGUAAGCAGAGGUCCCCUGCUCCGUCGUCAUGGAGUCCAAGAGUGCAUCCUGCUCGUCACUCAGCGCAUCACCAAGUACCCAGUGCUGAUCCAGCGGAUACUGGACAAUACGAAAGGCAGUGAAGAGGAGGCGGAGUCUCUGAGCCAGGCGCUGGUUCUGAUCCGGGAGCUGCUGAGCUCUGUGGAUCAGCAGGUGCAGGAGCUGGAGCACACCCAGAGGCUGCAGGAGAUUCGUGGCAAGCUGGACCCUCGGGCUGAAACGGAGGUGCGUGGAGGAGGCGUGUUCCGAGGAGGAGAACUACAGAGGAGGAGGCUCAUCCAUGAGGGAACUCUGCUGUGGAAGACCACACAGGGCUCUAGACUCAAAGAUGUGCAAGUCCUGUUGAUGACGGACAUCCUGGUGUUCUUGCAGGAAAAAGACCAGAAGUAUUUUUUUCCCUGUCUGGACAAGCCUUCAGUCCUGUCUCUGCAGAACCUGAUAGUCAGGGAUAUAGCCAAUCAGGAGCGAGGGAUGUUCCUCAUCAGUGACUGCGAGCCUCCGGAGAUGUACGAGCUGCAUGCCGCCUCUAAAGAUGACAGAAACAACUGGAUGAAAACCAUUCAGGAGGCAGUGAGGCAGUGCCCCUCCAGGGAAGAUUUCCCCCUCAUUGAGACAGAGGACAAAGCUCUUCUGCGAAGAAUCAGAGCUGAUAUUCAGCAAAAGGACCGGGAGGUGCUGGAGCUGCUACAGGAACGUGUUACCCUGUUCUGCGACCUGGCAGAGGUCACCAGAGGUCAAGAAGUCGCCCAUCCCACCAACUGCCGCAAUGUGUUCCGAGCAGACACGCCUUACGCACCUCAAGCUGAAAGAUUACUGAAUAACGCCAUCACUGAAGUGGACAGACUGAGUGAACUGCUCCUGGGCUCCAGCAUCGACCUCCCUCGCUCCUGCAGUUCCAACAGUAUCCAGAACCACACAGAGGCACCAGUAAGCAAUGGAGAGACGGUUUCCGUUAAUGGAACUCAUGAUGGGAACAGUCCAUCACAAAAGGACCGAAACGGCAACCAGCUGCAGGACAGGACCCCUAAUGAGGAAGUAUGCCAAAGACUUGUCAACCUCAGCAAUCACCUCCAUGGACUACAGGCUGCUGUAAUAAGGCAGGACUCUAUGCUGGAGUUAUUUCUGCGGGACAGCUGUACGCCCUGCUCGGCUCCGCCCACCCCGACCUCCAUCCCGCUGGGCCCCUCCCCGGUCCGGCUGAGCCGCUCUCUGUCCCGAGACGCUCUGCUGGAGGGUGUGAGUGGUGUGGUGGGGGAACACGCUCUGCUACAGCGUCAGUUCACCCUGCUGCACGAGGAGGUGGGGAGACUGCUCCCCCUGGAGGGCAAGCUGCGGGACAGCGAGAAAGCACGGGUGCAGCUCGAGACUCAGCUCAGAGAACUGCAGGCCGCACGCAACGGCAACAAAGCAGAGGACAACACAGAUACAGACAAAACACAGCAGACUCCGGCUCCGAGAAGAGGAAGUGACGGGGGUCCGGGACCCCUCGCCCCGCUAGCCUGCCAGGAAGCCGUGGACCAGUUAGACGGCGUGCAGGAGGGCAGCGAGGAGGAGGAAUCUGAAGAAGAGGAAGAGGUUCGGAUUUCCCCGCGAUCAGACAGCCCCAGAGACCUCCAGGACAUCCCAGAAGAGACUGAAUGUGGGACUGAGGCCCCAGAUGGUGAGGCUGGACCAGACGCUACCCAAACCUAACAACAACCAGCCAGCCAGCCUGCCUAACCUGACCACAACAACGGAGUCAGCCGCAGAGCCGGACUGACCUAUGCUCUGCCGCUGGACGCUUCACACCACCGCCUCCUGUUCACCUCAAAGAUAGAGGAGCAGAUGCGGCCUAAUACGUCCUGCUAUAGAACUAUUUAUAGCUGAGAGAACUGGAAGGUUGACUGAUUGAAGGAUGUUGUUUUUUUUUUAUAUAUAGCAGUUAUGUUGAAUCUCAUUUCAUUCGUGUGAAUUCCAGACGCUUUCCCCUUCCUGUUUGAUACACGGAAAAAAAAAAACAUGAGAGUUUAAGGGGAAAAAAGAAAUGUGUAUGUCACAGAGGUAAUCUGCUGGUCAAGAAUCGUUGAUAAUUUAUGUUACUGAGAGUAACCUCGUAUCUUGAUUUGAUCUGUAGCCUACUACUGCCUGCCGUUUUACGUUUAUUCUGCUGUUUGUAUUGUUGUUUUAUAUGGUGCAGAUGACUGAAACAAAAAAAAAAAAAAGAGGCUGAAAAUAUGAAGGUAGGAAAGAUUAACUGUACUGUACUUAUGUACUGUAUGGAAAUAUUAGAAUACGCAUAUAAACAGGGGUAAAGCUUGUAUUUACAAAGCGUUGAAAUAAUGUGAGUACUGCUUUGUAUGCACCUCAUAGUAGCAAUUAUAAAAAUCUUAAAGGAAUGUUCCAGGGCUUUUUAUCAUAAUCUCUAUUUUCUGUGCAUGCAUUGUGCUUGUUUUUAUUAUCAAAACAAGCACAUGUACAUUUCAUUUUGAACACUUAGAAUUGAAUCCAAUGGGCAGAUGUUAAAUUUAAGUUUGUACACUCAUUUUAAUCAGACUCAUUUGCCCCUGAUAUGUUUAAAAACUCCAGCAGCACUGCUGUGUUUGAUCCACUCACACCAGCACACUAAUACAACACGUACAUCCAUGCCAGUAUCACUGCAGCUCUGAAAAUGACUUUUUCUUCAGCAUCUAACCAUUGAAUUCUAGUAUUAGCGUGCCUUGCAUCAGGACAUAUUGUAUCUUUUAAAAAUUCAGGAACGCAUACAGAAAUUAUAUAUGAAAUUAUGCUCUGUAAGACCACACUGUACAGACACAGAAUAUUGAGUUAGUUAAGUUAAGAAUUCCUGGACACAAUUCCUUUAAUAACGUAUGAAGCUUAUGGGAGACUUGAAACCUGCAUUUUUCUUAAUGACCAAACACUUCUAAUUCUACAGGGUGGCAAAUGCAGGCCGUUGAUCAUGUAUCAGUGAAGAUAGCAUGAUAAAUAACUAAAGCUAAAGUAAGGGAAGCAAGAGACAACAAUAAAUUACCAAAGUGGUUUACUGGUUAGUAAUAUUCUGUUAAAUUAUACUUUAUUUGAAUAGAGUAGACGAGAAUUUCUAUCAUGUUUAGGUCAUUUAAUAAUAAAUGAUCGUUAUUUGUAGGUCUUCAGGUGUGUGUUCCCUCUCCCUUCAGACAUUAAUGAGCCAUUAGUUUAGUAAAAAAACAAAACAAAAAAAAA
This is a messenger RNA of Astyanax mexicanus (Mexican tetra), 5533 nucleotides long. RefSeq names its product rho/rac guanine nucleotide exchange factor (GEF) 2 (gene arhgef2b). Lineage: Eukaryota; Metazoa; Chordata; Actinopteri; Characiformes; Acestrorhamphidae. Gene Ontology annotation, molecular function: microtubule binding; guanyl-nucleotide exchange factor activity. The transcript is spliced from 28 exons. Gene Ontology annotation, cellular component: ruffle membrane; cytoskeleton. The coding region runs from base 458 to 4027 and encodes 1189 amino acids. Gene Ontology annotation, biological process: regulation of Rho protein signal transduction; cell morphogenesis; actin filament organization. The record is from RefSeq and is a predicted model, not a curated record.